AUGUUUCUUGAACAAUUGGCAGAUAAAAAGAUAUGUUCGUCGCAUUGUAAUGUGAACAAUUACGUAUGGAUGAACGUUAAUGGUGCCCUAGGUGUAUUUGUCGCCCAUCCGUUGGAUACAAUAAAGACAUGGCAGCAGGCCUCCAACACAUCGGUACCGACAGCCGUACAACAAAUCUACAAACGUAACAAUGGGAUCAAUGGCUUUUAUCGUGGCAUGUUUUUCCCCUUUGUCACAACGGGCGCAAUAAAUUCAAUUUUGUUUGGGGUCUAUGGCAAUCAUUUGAGGCAGCUGAGGCGGGUGUGUCACAGUGACUAUCAACGUGAACAGCUGGAAUAUAAAAAUAUGUUUAUCGCAGGAUCAAUAGCGGGAUUUGUGCAGUCAUUUGUAGCGUGCCCCAUAGAGUUGAUCAAAAUUCGCCUGCAAACACAUCAUUAUUACAACAAAUAUAUUUAUGGACAUAGGAUGACACCAUUCUGGAUGUUUAAGAGAAUCGUUAAGAAUGAUGGAUUUUCGGGGCUAUUCCGAGGACUGGUACCCAUGAUGUGUCGAGACGUUUUCCCCUAUGGCAUCUAUAUGUUGGCCUAUCGAUAUACCACCACCUAUUUAGAUCAAACGGAAUUUGUACAGGCGCGACGAAGGCUACGUUCUGAAGAUGAUACCCAGGUGGAUUUUGUUGUAACGACAAUGGCGGGGGCAUGGGCGGGGAUUCUGUCCUGGGUGUGUGUUAUACCCUUCGAUGUAGUGAAAACCAUAAUGCAGGCCGAAGAGAAUCGCCAGUAUCGUUCAAUAUGGCAUUGUUUGAAUAAGAAUUUUAAGCACUAUGGUUGGCGCAGCUUGUUCCGUGGCAGCUGGAUGUUGGUCGUCAGGGCGAUACCCUUUAACGCAGCCACAUUUGUCGGUUAUGAAUACGCUUUGGAGUGGUGUCAUAAAUACUUUCAAGUUCAAGUCAAAUCAAGUCCGAAAUAUUAUUAG
Messenger RNA from Musca vetustissima, 975 nucleotides. RefSeq names its product solute carrier family 25 member 45. Bases 1 to 975 code for a protein of 324 amino acids. Gene Ontology annotation, molecular function: high-affinity L-arginine transmembrane transporter activity. Lineage: Eukaryota; Metazoa; Arthropoda; Insecta; Diptera; Muscidae. Gene Ontology annotation, cellular component: mitochondrion. The transcript is spliced from 6 exons. The record is from RefSeq and is a predicted model, not a curated record. Gene Ontology annotation, biological process: mitochondrial L-ornithine transmembrane transport.